CGAGCGGGGCGCGCGGGGCGCAGAUUGAGGCCACUAUUUAACCGCACGACGGCCGCGCAACGACCUGUUGUGAUCCCGUCAUGGCGCGCUACGCCCGUGUCGCUACUCUGGCCGCGUGUCUCUUGUUCGCCUGCGCUGUUGCCGAUGGGCACCGAUGGCGGCGGCAAGCAGACGAGGCGCCGAAGAAAGACGACAACUUGGAACAAGAACUAUGCAAGGACAAGGACGCUGGCGAAUGGUUCCGGUUGGUGGCCGGCGAGGGCGACAACUGUCGCGACGUCAUCCAGUGUACCGCCUCGGGUAUCCAAGCCAUCCGUUGCCCCGCUGGCUUGUACUUUGACAUUGAAAAACAGACCUGCGAUUGGAAAGAUGCUGUCAAAAACUGUAAGGUUAAGAAUAAGGAACGCAAGGUAAAGCCUCUGCUGUACACUGAGGAGCCGAUAUGUGAAGACGGUUCCCUUGCCUGCGGUGACUCCCGCUGUAUCGAGCGAGGCCUCUUCUGUAAUGGUGAAAACGACUGUGAUGACGGCUCUGACGAAAACUCCUGCGAUAUUGACAACGAUCCUAACAGAGCCCCGCCUUGCGACGCUUCACAGUGUGUGCUCCCUGACUGUUUCUGUUCUGAGGACGGCACAGUGAUCCCCGGUGACUUGCCGGCUAGAGAUGUGCCCCAGAUGAUCACCAUCACUUUCGAUGACGCAAUCAACAACAAUAACAUUGAGCUGUACAAAGAAAUAUUCAAUGGAAAACGUAAAAACCCGAACGGUUGCGACAUUAAAGCCACCUUCUUUAUAUCGCACAAGUACACCAACUACUCAGCCGUGCAAGAAACUCAUCGCAAGGGACAUGAAAUCGCAGUACACUCAAUUACACAUAAUGAUGACGAACGCUUCUGGAGCAACGCUACUGUAGACGACUGGGGUAAAGAAAUGGCCGGCAUGAGAGUAAUCAUCGAGAAAUUCUCAAACAUCACUGACAACAGCGUUGUUGGUGUUCGUGCUCCCUACCUGCGUGUUGGUGGAAACAACCAGUUCACCAUGAUGGAAGAGCAAGCCUUCUUGUACGACAGCACCAUCACUGCGCCUCUUUCCAACCCUCCUCUAUGGCCGUACACCAUGUACUUCAGAAUGCCACACCGUUGCCACGGAAACUUGCAAAGCUGCCCCACAAGGAGCCACGCUGUUUGGGAAAUGGUCAUGAACGAGCUUGACCGUCGUGAAGAUCCCAACAAUGACGAAUACUUGCCUGGUUGCGCUAUGGUAGACUCUUGCUCUAACAUUUUGACUGGAGAUCAGUUCUACAACUUCCUUAACCAUAACUUUGACCGUCACUACGAACAAAAUCGUGCUCCUCUCGGUCUUUACUUCCACGCCGCGUGGUUGAAGAAUAACCCUGAAUUCUUAGAGGCUUUCUUGUACUGGAUCGAUGAAAUUAUUCAAAGCCACAAUGACGUUUACUUUGUCACCAUGACCCAGGUGAUCCAAUGGAUCCAAAACCCGCGUACAGUCAGUGAAGCCAAAAACUUCGAGCCCUGGAGGGAGAAGUGCGCCGUGGAAGGUAUUCCCGCGUGCUGGGUGCCACACUCGUGCAAGCUCACAUCUAAGGAGGUUCCCGGCGAAACCAUUAACCUGCAAACGUGCUUGAGGUGCCCCGUCAACUACCCAUGGCUGAAUGACCCCACAGGCGAUGGCCACUACUAGAAGAGCCAUGAUCUCGAGCCUCACGAGCUCUAAUUAGUUGAUAUAAAAUUUCGGUUGAGUUAUUAUGUGGAUAACAUGUUCGUAGUCAAAACAAAACAACUAGGCACGAUACCCACAGGAUGUAGUGACGUGGUUAUCCUAGCUGGGAAUAUGUUUUCCUGUAAUUUCGAAGUGUACCGGGUUAUAAUCCCGCCCGUAGUCUAAGUACCUAUCCUACUGUAUGUAAUAUAGGCUCACAUAAAUAUUUAAUACGUCUGUUUUAUACUUUAUGUGAUUUUUCUAAUGUAAGUCUGUUUUAUAAAUUAAAAAAAUACAAAAUACCUAAAUCAA
Manduca sexta (tobacco hornworm) is the source of this 2030-nucleotide messenger RNA. RefSeq names its product chitin deacetylase 1 (gene serp). Gene Ontology annotation, biological process: carbohydrate metabolic process. The transcript has 5 exons. Bases 81 to 1700 code for a protein of 539 amino acids. The record is from RefSeq and is a predicted model, not a curated record. Lineage: Eukaryota; Metazoa; Arthropoda; Insecta; Lepidoptera; Sphingidae. Gene Ontology annotation, molecular function: chitin binding; hydrolase activity, acting on carbon-nitrogen (but not peptide) bonds; protein binding. Gene Ontology annotation, cellular component: extracellular region.